Syngnathoides biaculeatus (alligator pipefish) is the source of this 2390-nucleotide messenger RNA. It is a transcript of the gene fam110a, whose product is annotated as family with sequence similarity 110 member A. The coding region runs from base 296 to 1429 and encodes 377 amino acids. Lineage: Eukaryota; Metazoa; Chordata; Actinopteri; Syngnathiformes; Syngnathidae. The record is from RefSeq and is a predicted model, not a curated record. The transcript has 3 exons.
GCGGGCCAAUCGGAAGGAGCGUGGGCGGCGCCUCGGCAGCCGGCUCGAGUCGUCGCGCAGGUUUAAAGGCCGCCUCCUCAAAAGUCGUUCAGCCGUUUGGCGUCGCCGCCGUUCGCUCGGGACCGAACCUUAAAAAAAAAACAAACAAAAAAAAAGCAACUUCGGACAUUUUUUUUCUUUUUACCUCCAGGUUCUCAACAGAAUAUCGCAGACAAUGAACAAGUCCAACAGAAAGAGGAGAAUCUCACUCGUCCUAUAGAACCGCGUCCACCUAUAAUCGGCAAGCAGAAAGAAAAUGUCUGUGGAGACCAUCCAGCGGUCGUCGAAGCAGCCGACAAAGCCGGCCCUCUCCGCGACGUUCCCUCGCCUGAAGCCCAAGGGCCCGGUGGGUGCCGACUUCUGCCGGCAAAGUCCGUCCGCGGCCAGCAGACCCAAGCAGAGCGCAGUGGAGCGGCUGGAAGCGGACAAGGCGAAGUACGUCAAGAGCCAAGUGGCGCUGUCCAAGCAGCAGCCGCUCCGGCCUCCCGACGUGCGGAAGCCUCAGCUCGGCCCGGGCGCUGCCGCACUCAGGCCUGCCAAGAAGAUACCCGUCCAGCCCAAGAGAGAGCAGGAGGCCAUCCAGCUGGACCUGGAGCAUCUGAGCAGUCUGAUCAGCGACGUAUCCGACGCGGGUGCAGGGUCCACGGAAGCCGCCCCUUUGCUGACUCCGGAGAAGAACGACACGCCGGAGCCGUUCUCGCGUCAUUACAGCUCCGGUCCCGCCAAGGUGAGACUGAAGGCGGCCCGGGUGGAGAGUCCGGGAUCUCCGGCGUCGGGAACGGUGCGCCGAGUGGACGUCAUACCGCAAGCCGCCCGAGUGAGGACCCCUCGUAGGCCGCCGCUCUUCAUCCGCCAACCGCUUCAGCCCCUCCCUCUCCACGCCCAGUUUCCCCUCCGCCCGGCCACCUCGCACAACCACCUCCGCGCAAAAGCCACUCCGUCUCCUCUGAAAGCCGUCGCCACUCCGCCUAAACCGGACACCCCGCUCGCACCCCCGAUUCCCGUCUUCCCCGCUUUCCCCCCUCCCUCCCCGGCCGUAACCCGUCUAUCCGGCUCCCCCCGCAGCCGGAAGCGUCCGUCCCUGACCCGCUCCAAAUCGGAUAUGAGCGAGCAAUUGUCCCGGGCUAGCACGGAGCUGGAGCGCUUCUUCAACAUGUGCGGUUUGGACCCCGCGGACGUCCAGGAGUUUCCCGGGUCCACGUCUGACAUCGUGUCUCUGGCCCGCUUCCGCAGCGUCAGCGCUCCGGGGUCGGAGUGCGCCAGUUCUGGCGCGCGGGACGAAGACUGUGGCGACGACGAGGCCGAAGAACGUGUCCCCUACGGCGUCUCGGUCAUCGAGAGGAACGCGAGGGUCAUCAAAUGGCUUUACGGGGUACGUCAGGCAAAGUGAACGCAUCGGAAGAGCUUUGGACUGGGGGGGGAAGGCUGUCCAGGUUCCAGCAAGUGUCCAUCUGGAAUUUACCGAGUCUAGUGCCCGUCUGACUUUACAGGUCCACAUUCCAAAACAUGAAAGUCGCCUUGAGUGGUGUCCAAACUACGACCGGACCGGUUUCUUUCGGGGUCGCCACGGCGCGUCAUCGCAGAUGAAGGCACAAUUUUUUACGCCGGAUGCCCUUUCUGAAGCAACCAGGGAGUGGAGGCGGCAGCGGGAUCCGAACCCACAACCCCUGGUUUACCAAACCCGUGCCGUAACCGCUGAGCUACGGGGACCCCUUGUCCAAACUAUGGCCGACAGGUGGAAAUGAACGCGUGACUCGUACCUUUCGCGGCCGACUGCUUCCUCCUGCACGGAAGCAAUAAAGCGCUCCGUAGUUAGCAAAGCUGGCUUAGUCAAAUGGAGACAUGACGAAGGAGGUGAAUACGUUCACUCGUUAUAAAAAAAAAAAAAAUCGACGUACGGUGCACGGGCCCCGCAGAGCGAAUGAUGCAUUUUUCAACUCUUUGCAAACAGUUUGUGCGGAACAUGACAGAAAAUGCGUCAAAUUUUGCAACUGCAGUGUAUAUUUCCGGGGUCCUGAACACGGGCGCCCCCCUGGGAAGUUUAAAAGUUAGCUUGCGACACAAAUUUUCCGGAUUGACACAAAACGUGGCGGACGGGACUGAAUGAAUUGAACAGGAUGGCGGCCAUUUUGGGUGCGGGAGGGCCUGCUCGGGGAUUGAACUUUUUUUUUUUUUUUUUUUUUUUUGACUAAUGGCUGACAAACUGGAUUCAAGUCAGUUGCCGUAUGUAAUUGUUGAUGAUUGAGUUUGUGAUUUGGGUCGAAAUGCUUUCACGUUGUCGUAUGAUUUUUGUUUCUGUUGUAAAGUUGCUGUUUUUUUUUUUUUUUUUUUUUUUUUUGUGUGUGUUUAUG